AUGGGGUACUUUAGUAACCUUUUACUAUGCAUAUUCUCCACAGCAUUAAUCUUAGCUGCUCAUACCUCCCUAGCCCGGAAAGUCGGUUAUUAUUCCCCUAACCCUCACCAAGACUUCGUCGAUGAACACAACAGAGCUCGGGCAGCAGUUGGUGUCGGUCCGAUCAAAUGGAACGACACUGUAGCAGCCUAUGCUCAGCAGUAUGCCAAUACAAGAGUGAGAGGGUGUGACAUGGAGCACUCAGGAGGGCCUUAUGGUGAGAACUUGGCUGAAGGCUAUGGAGAAAUGACCGGUGCUCAAGCUGUGAAGUUUUGGGUGACUGAGAAACCCAACUAUAACUACGCCUCCAAUAAGUGUGUUGGUGAUGAAUGCGGACAUUAUACUCAGGUGGUUUGGCGCAACUCGAUUCAUCUUGGAUGUGCAAGGGCCAAGUGUGACAAUAAUUGGGUUUUUGUCAUCUGCAGCUAUGAUCCUCCUGGUAACUAUGAGGAUAAACGUCCAUACUAAGAGGAGAAUUUAAGUGAAACCAGUUUAUUGUUGCUGUGACGUCUCAAAUUACUAAUAUAUAUAUGUAAAACUCAAUAACUCAACACGCAAGUGACGAUCGAUAAGCUCAUUCUAUAAAGUCACAACAAUUGGAAACAUUUGAUAAAGCUGAAAUUU
Molecule: messenger RNA, 663 nt
Organism: Pyrus x bretschneideri (Chinese white pear)
Lineage: Eukaryota; Viridiplantae; Streptophyta; Magnoliopsida; Rosales; Rosaceae
Product: pathogenesis-related protein 1-like
Exons: 1
Coding region: 1-507 (168 amino acids)
Cellular component (GO): extracellular region
Source: RefSeq, a predicted model, not a curated record